AUGCAGCCUUCGGACUCGAGUGUUGCCGGCCCGAGGAUAAACCACGGCCAGUCCCUGCCCAGCAACUCAUCCCGGAGCACUUCUGGAGCUACUGCUGGCACGGCAGUGGUGCACUGCUUUCAGCUGGCACUAAGCGACGGCGAUGGCAGGGACCAACUUUGUUAUUUCCCAUACCUCACCUCCAGCUCCACUCUGGCUCGCCAUCGUCCGGCCAAAGAUGAAGCCAAGAGCAAUGGUUGCUUCGACCGCCGUCUUGUGGACAUCUUCUUCGCUGACGAAAAGCAG
Symbiodinium necroappetens is the source of this 285-nucleotide messenger RNA. NCBI's taxonomy places the organism in Eukaryota, Dinophyceae, Suessiales, Symbiodiniaceae. The record is from the annotation of a GenBank genome assembly.